AUGCGUCACGCACCACGCCGACAGAGAAGGAUGCUUCCAGCGGUCUGGAUGCGAGCUGGUACCUCCAAAGGUCUCUUCCUCCAUCAACGAGACCUGCCACCACAGCGAGAGAAAUGGGCACCGAUCAUCCUCGCAGCGAUGGGCUCGAACGACUCGGAUCCGAAGCAAUUGAACGGUGUAGCCGGAGCGACCAGCACCACUUCCAAAGUCGCCGUGAUUGCUCCAUCCGAGCGACCAGAUUGCGAUGUCGAAUACACAUUCGUCCAGGUCUCCAUUGGCAGUCCAAAACUUGACUUUACAGGCAACUGCGGGAAUAUAUGCUCAGGAGUGGGACCAUUCGCGGUGGACGAAGGACUCGUCGUGGUUCCUCCUGGAGCUGAACAUGUCGAUGUUCGCAUUCUCAACACCAACACUGGGCGUGUGAUUGUCGAGACCAUGGAAGUUGAUGAGGAUGGACACUACGUCGAAGAUGGAGAUCUGACACUUCCUGGCACUCGAGCCGCGGGAAGCCGGAUCGAUGUUGCUUUUGAGAAGCCCGCAGGCUCCAUGACGGGACUGAUGCUUCCAUCCGGUCAACCGACAGAAUUCUUGCACAUUCCCGGCACGAUCGUGCGGCCAUCCGCCGACGUGACUGUGAGUCUCGUUGAUGCUGCGAAUCCCUUCGUUCUUGUUGAUUCGAAAUCGAUACCGGAAAGCAUCAUGGCCACCGGCGCAGACUCCGCAUUUUUCUUGGACUUCAUCGAAGCUGUCCGUUGCCGUGGUGCUGUCCAAAUGGGCCUCGCCGCAGAUCUGGCCGCGGCAGCAAAGACACGCGGAACACCCAAAAUUGCCAUGCUCUCCGAGCCGGCUCUGACCAUCGACAGUGGCAAGGAGAUACCCGAUGUCGAGGUCACCGCAUUCAGUAUGGGAAAGGUGCACGGCAGUCUCCAGCUUACGGGCGCCGUAUGCCUCGCUUCUGCCAUUUGCACACCUGGCACAAUAGCAAACACCAUCGCAAAGAAGGCCGAGCAAUACCGAAUCGCAACAGGUUCGGUGGUCACAUCCCGUCGGGACAGCGGAACGGACGAAGGCACCACAUCGCGAAAAGUGAACCUUCGACAUCCCACUGGCACAAUCGGCGCUGAAGCACAGUUGCGCGACGGAGAGGUCGAGAGCGUCAAGCUGUGGCGGACGGCUCGACGGUUGUUUGAAGGAAAUGUGUGCUUCGUAGCAUAG
Zymoseptoria tritici IPO323 is the source of this 1215-nucleotide messenger RNA. RefSeq lists its product as uncharacterized. The coding region runs from base 1 to 1215 and encodes 404 amino acids. The transcript is spliced from 2 exons. The record is from RefSeq and is a predicted model, not a curated record. NCBI's taxonomy places the organism in Eukaryota, Fungi, Ascomycota, Dothideomycetes, Mycosphaerellales, Mycosphaerellaceae.